Molecule: messenger RNA, 309 nt
Organism: Trichobilharzia regenti
Lineage: Eukaryota; Metazoa; Platyhelminthes; Trematoda; Strigeidida; Schistosomatidae
Source: the annotation of a GenBank genome assembly
AUGAACCCUGACUACUUACAAGAUUGUAAUAAUCACUAUGCUGAAGCAGAUGAUGAGGAAGAGGAAGAGUCAUUGUUAGAUGAUCCAAGAGAACAAAGAAACAGAGCCAAUCGAAGGCAACAACGUCCUCCUCGUGCAAGACCUAAUCCAAGAAAUCGAAGACCUAAUCAACGAUCACGAUCUCGUCAACCACAACAACAACAACAAGCCAAUAGACAAAGAAGUCGUUCAGCCAGACGUGCACCAAGACAACAGCCUAAUAGAAGAAGAGAUCAACAAAGAUCAAGUAAAUUUCUGUACUUUACGUGA